Molecule: messenger RNA, 1696 nt
Organism: Arabidopsis thaliana (thale cress)
Lineage: Eukaryota; Viridiplantae; Streptophyta; Magnoliopsida; Brassicales; Brassicaceae
Product: 26S proteasome regulatory subunit Rpn7
Exons: 8
Coding region: 131-1294 (387 amino acids)
Cellular component (GO): proteasome complex
Source: RefSeq, marked reviewed
UUUACAUACACAAAAAAAAAAAACCAUCGGACCUGAAAUCUUUGUAAGCUCUUCCUCCUUGCUCAAGCAAACCUCUUUUUAUAUAUUUGCUCUCUCUCUCUCAGAUCCGAUUCAAGCUUUCCGAUUUGCGAUGGACGGUGGAGCGGAAGGAUCUCAGCAGCCUCACCUUAUUCUAGCCAACAAGCUCUUCCUCCUCACUCAUCCAGAUGUUCCAGACAUCGAGAAAGUCCAGCUCAAGUCUGAGGUUUUGGAUUUCAUCAGAUCCCAUGGUAUGGCUCCUUUGUACGAAACCCUAAUUGCCUCUUCGGUGCUGGAUUUGGAUCAAAGCUUGUUAGAGUCUAUGCGGGCCGCUAAUGAAGAGGAGCUUAAGAAGCUCGACGAGAAGAUUGCAGAUGCAGAAGAAAAUUUGGGUGAAAGUGAAGUUCGUGAAGCUCAUCUUGCUAAGGCUCUGUAUUUCAUCAGGAUUAGUGAUAAGGAGAAAGCUUUGGAGCAGCUAAAACUCACUGAAGGGAAAACUGUUGCUGUUGGACAAAAAAUGGACGUGGUGUUUUAUACGUUACAACUUGCUUUUUUCUAUAUGGACUUUGAUCUGGUAUCAAAGAGCAUUGACAAAGCAAAAAAAUUGUUUGAAGAGGGUGGUGACUGGGAGAGGAAGAACCGGCUAAAGGUCUAUGAAGGUUUGUACUGCAUGUCCACCAGAAAUUUUAAGAAGGCUGCCAGCUUAUUCCUGGAUUCUAUAUCAACCUUCACAACAUAUGAAAUUUUUCCAUAUGAGACCUUCAUAUUCUACACCGUCCUGACAAGCAUCAUAACUUUGGACAGAGUUUCCCUUAAGCAAAAGGUCGUUGAUGCACCUGAGAUCUUAACCGUGCUUGGGAAGAUUCCAUUCCUUUCUGAGUUUCUGAACUCCUUGUAUGAGUGCCAGUACAAGGCGUUUUUCUCAGCAUUUGCUGGAAUGGCGGUGCAGAUAAAGUAUGACCGUUACUUGUACCCGCAUUUCCGGUUCUACAUGAGGGAAGUCAGAACAGUGGUGUACUCUCAGUUUUUGGAAUCUUACAAAAGUGUGACAGUUGAAGCAAUGGCAAAGGCCUUUGGCGUUUCUGUCGAUUUCAUAGACCAGGAGUUGUCGCGCUUCAUUGCUGCUGGGAAGCUUCACUGUAAGAUAGACAAGGUUGCAGGUGUUUUGGAGACAAACCGUCCUGAUGCAAAGAAUGCACUUUACCAGGCAACAAUCAAGCAAGGGGAUUUCUUGCUAAACCGAAUCCAGAAGCUGUCUCGUGUGAUCGAUCUGUGAGCAUGCUACAUGUUUCUGUUUCACUCUUUCGUCAAGCUUUGCAACUUGGAAACUCCGAACGGUAGAAUCUUAAGGUCUGAGAAACGAUAUGAACUUUGGAUUUUGAGAUGAAUGGCUGUAGUUUCUUUCAUCAACUCUAGUUGGUUUGUCAGUGGUGAAUUUCCCAAGAACAAAGAGCAAGUUUAAUCUCCAAUGUUCAUUUUAUUCUUCCUCGCAUAUGGCUUUUGAAUCUGUUGUUUUCAUCGCAUCUAUCUAGUAUCUAAGAGAAAACGACCACCAUACCUCUUACAAAAUAAAGCUUUUGUUUCACAAGGUGUAUUAGUUGACCAUAUAGAUAUACCAAGAAAAAUGCAUUAGUACACUUCAUAAUCUGAAUGGUUAGAAUUGAACACAAAUUAGAUA